Molecule: messenger RNA, 2100 nt
Organism: Wyeomyia smithii (pitcher-plant mosquito)
Lineage: Eukaryota; Metazoa; Arthropoda; Insecta; Diptera; Culicidae
Product: ornithine decarboxylase 1-like
Exons: 2
Coding region: 54-1274 (406 amino acids)
Cellular component (GO): cytoplasm
Molecular function (GO): ornithine decarboxylase activity
Source: RefSeq, a predicted model, not a curated record
GCUCAGCGUGUUACUCGUUCGUAUAGUAACUAACAGCUGCUUGGGGGUGCAGGAUGGACAACGCCGAGACCAACAUAAUCGCCGACAACAUCUCGAUACAGGAUGUGAUUGGUCAAAUCCUGGAGGAUGGUCUUGCCGAGGAUCCGAUACAUGUGCUAAAUUUAGAUGAUGUCGUGAAGAAGCACACCGUCUGGAUGCAGCAGUUUCCCCGCGUGAAGCCAUUCUACGCAAUUAAGUGCAACGAUACGCGGGCACUCGUUGAGACGCUGGAAGCGCUCGGAACUGGAUUCGACUGUGCCAGUAAGGGGGAAAUCGAUAAGGUGCUCGCGCUCGGGGUGAGUCCAAACAGAAUUAUCUUUGCACAACCAGCGAAACCAAUUGCGGCGCUUCUGCAUGCGAAAAAGCGCGGGAUCAAACUUAUGACGUUCGAUGGGAAGCAUGAGCUGGACAAAAUAAAAAAUCACUAUCCAGAGGCAGAUCUAGUGUUACGUUUCCGGUAUGAUUCCGAUCAGGUUUUCGCGCAACUAGGAAGAAAAUUUGGCUGUGACCCUGGCCCGGAAGCUUUGGCAUUGUUAAAGUAUGCAAAAGAGUUACAACUGAAUGUGGUGGGAUUGUGCUUUCAUAUCGGUUCAGGUGGCAACGACUGGGGCAGUUUUGAAGGUGCCAUAAAGGUUUCCAGAGAUCUAUUUGAUGCGGCUAAGGUUAUCGGUUACGAUCUCACGUUGCUGGACAUUGGGGGAGGAUUCCCUGGAGCGAAGCCUAUUCCAAUAGAUCCGUAUGCAGAGCAUAUCAACCGUGCAAUCGAAAAAUACUUUAGCCAUCACGAACAUGUGAAAUUCAUCGCUGAACCCGGGCGGUACUAUGCAACCUCCGCUGUUACAGUGAUUACUCACGUACAAUCUAAACGGAUGUUGAGCGAAGAAAAGGGAAAGGAACUAAUAUACUAUUAUAUUAACGACGGUAUUUUCGGCUCCUUCUACUCCGCUGGUCAUGAGAAUCAACCAGUAUAUCCAGUUCUUUGGAAACCCAACAAAAACUCCAAACUACUGUCCUGGAUAUGGGGUCCGUCAUGCGAUGGCUUGGACGUGUUCUGCAAGGAUAUUAAUCUUCCAGAGCUAGACAUCGGGGACGUUAUUUUAUUUGAAAAUGCCGGUGCGUAUUCGAUAGUUAUAGCGAAUCAGUUCAACGGUUUCCCAUUACCAAGAGUUAAAGUAUAUGUCACUCAGAGUACGUGGAAAGCAUUGAAAAAAGCUCCCGAAGGCAUCAGUCGCUGACACUGGCUUAAAAUUACCGAGUAUAGACGAGUCACUGAAACUUAUACAAGUAAAAAUGAAUUUAAUAGACGUAUGAUGACAUUUCUGCAAGGAUUUGAAAGGAUAAGCUUAAAGCUGUUUUUAAAUUUUCACAAAAGCUUUUGUCUUCCGUUGGAAAAUAACAGUAAGGCAGCAAAAAUAUCAAAUGCAUAGCGGAAGAUAGUGGGGUGCUCCCGUUUUACUUUAUUAUACGUUGAAAAUCUUUAAUUCAUCUUGCUAUACAUAAAGCAUAAACAAAUUACAAAUAAGCGAAAAUUGAUAUUUUUAUAGUGAAAAUUGAUAUUGGCAGUAAAUUUGGAUAACUGUUUUUUUUUUCUUUUUUUCACAUUGAUCGACUGUCAGUCGGCAAAAUAUGUUUAAUUUUAAUAUAGAUAGGUACAGUGUCUGACUACAGUGUAGUUUUGAUAGUUCAAGGCAGCAAAAUUGUGUUUUCGGAUUUAUAAUAAUCCAUGGUCAACUUAGCAUAUCGUCGAUAUCCGACCGAAACAAACCACCAUGUUUACAAACAUAUGGAAAAAUGGAAAAAUUCGCACAUUUUGUUCAUACAAACUAACAAUACAUAUUUUCAUUAAUUUUGCUAAUAUUCAGCACAUUCACAAUUAUGAUAGAAUUUCUAAAAAAUAAGUCUGUACAUUGAAAAGUGAAACAUGGUUCUUCGAUAAUAAGAAACCGAAAUUCAAAAUUAACUUCAAAGCUAAUAUGACAUGAAAAUACGUCAAAUAUUAGGACACUGCGCAUGUAUUUGGCAUGGAAAAUUGCGUAUUUUUUCCACGAGGCAAGAAAAGUU